Messenger RNA from Zerene cesonia (dogface butterfly), 796 nucleotides. RefSeq names its product circadian clock-controlled protein daywake-like. The record is from RefSeq and is a predicted model, not a curated record. The transcript is spliced from 6 exons. NCBI's taxonomy places the organism in Eukaryota, Metazoa, Arthropoda, Insecta, Lepidoptera, Pieridae. Bases 39 to 779 code for a protein of 246 amino acids.
UGGGAUUAUAGUCGCCGGUAGACAUUCAAUCGUACACAAUGUUCCACGUAGUCUUCUUAGCGUUAUAUUGUUUGAUUAGCAACGUGCUCUCGGUACCUUUGCCGGAAUACAUCAAGGUGUGCAAACGUGAUCAGAGCAGUAUCAAUGAAUGUGUCAAGAAUUCCGUACAAAGCCUUCGCCCCAACCUGAUAGCUGGUAUACCGGAGAUCAAUGUGCCCAGUAUCGAACCGUUUUAUAUAACAGAGGUGGUAGCUAUUAAUGGCGACUUGGCGCCACUCAAGGCGUCAGCAACAAAUGUGAAAGUUUCAGGCGCUGGCAAUUUUUCGAUUAAAAGCUUGGAUCUUGAUUUAGAAACGUACACGAUUCAAGCCCGUGUCCGCUUCCCACUCCUUCACCUGGAAGGCAACUAUAAGAUGGACGCUCAGAUACUCGUAAUACCGCUUAAGGGACAGGGAAAACUCUACGCCGAUGCAGUGAAAUGCGACGCAGACAUUGAAUUGAAGACCAAAGUCUACGAACGCGACGGCAAGCAAUACAUGAAGUUCACAAGUAUGACUGUUGCGUUAAGCCUGAAGGACUACAAUAUUCGUCUCACUGGACUCUUUAAUGGGGACAAGGCGCUAGAGGAAGCUACAAACGAAGCGAUUAACCAAAACCGAGGGGAGUUCUUGCAAGCGAUCAAACCAUACCUCGAGAAGACCGUCGCCAAAGUGCUGCUGGACUCCGCCAAUAAGAUUGUCCACCCGUUGCCUCUAGAAGAUCUUUUCCCAAUGCCUUGAAUAAAUGUUAAUUAAAA